GAAUUCAGUAAACGAACGAGUCUCGGUGGUUACGGAUGAAAAAACAUUCACGCUUAUAUAAUAUAAAUAUAUCAAUACACAUAUUUAUGUGCCCAUAUAUAUAAACAUAUAAAAAUAUUUUAGAUGUAAUUUGAAAUAGUCUCUCAAAGUUCGUGGUUCUCACUUUCACCGGAGAAAGUACUCGAUAUAAUUCGACUCGGUAAACGCCAUCGAUAAAAAUUAAAAUCACUCAAAACAACAACAACAACAAGACUGAGGCUAGGCAAUUGACAAACAAAACGAGUUCGAUUGCUGGCGUUGUGAGAGUACACAAGAAAAACACGAAUACAUGGGAAUUAGUGUAUUUGUAAAUAGAUAAAUCGCGACCACUCAAUCUAAUUUGAUGAACAUAUGAAAGCUACGAAGUAGACAAUUUUUUGUUUUGUUUUGUUUUGUUUUUUUUUUCUUUUUCUUUUUUAUUUCGUUCUCUUUGCUUAGUGAAAUAUUAACGUGUAACAAAGACAAAUUAAAUUUAAUAUUAACGAAACAAGGAAACAGAAACUGAAAGACUAGUGAAAUAUCGACAUCCCAAGAGUUUUUGUUUUCGUUCGGUUAAGAAAACAUUCGGUUCCCAUCAACAGUGGCUUUAAUCAAUCAAACUGGAUUCCAACAAGCAGUACGUGUCGCGAUUAUAUCGCGGCUAUCGGAGACUCAAGAAAUUAUUUAAGCGGGUGGCGAAUCAGGCGCUCACAGUUUCUCCGCAGCCUGGAUUAACGGUGGAGGGGCCGGUGUCGAAAAUGUCACCGCCGACGAAUGACGUUACCAAUGGCGUCGUCGUCGUCGUCGUCGCGUCGGACGAACUUACGCCUCGAGUUCCACCUACCGGAAGCCCGGCAAUAAUAACGACGUCGCUCGCUACUCACAAACGUACGCCCAAAGAUUUCAUCUUUGGGAAAGUGAUCGGGGAGGGCAGCUUUUCGACCGUUUACCUGGCGAAGGACAUACACACGAGUCGGGAAUACGCGAUAAAAGUAUGCGACAAGCGGUACAUCAUCAAAGAGAAAAAGAUCGAGUACGUGAAACGAGAGAAGGAAGUAUUGAACAUGCUCUCCGGUGCGAAACACUCGUUCGUACGUUUGUUUUGCACCUUCCAAGAUCUCGAUCGUCUGUACUUUGUACUAUCGUAUGCGAAGAACGGUGAACUUUUGCCCUACAUCAACAAGGUCGGUUCGUUCGAUAUCGAGUGUACGAAAUUCUAUUCCGCCGAAAUACUUCGUGGUCUCGAAUACCUCCACGGUUUGGGUAUAAUCCAUCGUGAUCUCAAGCCCGAAAACAUUCUCCUUGACGAGAAGAUGCAUAUCUUGAUCACCGACUUUGGUAGCGCGAAAAUCCUCAAAGAAGAUCCAGCAGAGACGAGCCAGCAGAAAACGAAUCAAAAUUCGACCACCGCAACGGCAACGGCAACAGCAACAACAACAACAACAACCGCAACAGCGACGAACGUCGAAAAAUCAGACGAGCCAAGACAAAGAAGAAAUUCUUUCGUUGGCACCGCCCAGUACGUCUCACCCGAAAUAUUGACCAACAAAUCAGCCAGUCGAGCGUCCGAUCUUUGGGCCUUGGGUUGUAUCGUUUAUCAAAUGGUCGCCGGAUUACCGCCAUUCCGAUCAAGAAGCGAGUAUCUCAUAUUCCAAAAGAUCCUCAAACUCGAUUACGAAAUACCCGAUGGCUUUUGUCCAUUGGCGAAAUCGUUGGUCAAGCAGCUGCUCGUCCUGGAGGCGAGCGAACGUUUGGGCGCGACGGACGAGCAUGGCGCUGGUUAUCCGGCCAUAAGAGCCCACGAAUUUUUCAAAGGCGUCGAUUUCGAAACGCUUCAUGAACAAACUCCACCACCGAUUUAUCCGUACUUGCCGGGUACCUCCGAACACGAGGAACUCAGAUCGCACUAUCGAGUGCCCGAUCACCUCGAGCCCGGAUUGGAUGAUCGUCAAUUGACGAGAUUGCUCGGUCUCGGGAUUGCCGAUGAAUCUAUUCCUGACAAGAGUCAAUCUGCUACCAAUAAAACAACUACGACGACGAGCAGCCACUCCAAUGUUGCUACCGCCACCACCGCCACCACCACCACCACCAGCACCGCCGCCACCAGCACUGCCACUGUCACGAGCAAUACCAACGUUUCCGUCACAAACAACCUGGAGAAACCAUUCCGUAAAAGUACUACCGGAAUUGCUGAUCUUACCGAAGAUGAAAUUAAAUCAAGACUCGAGAAACAACGCAGCAGCGAUCCUUGGCACAGUUUUGUCGAUGAAAAUGUCAUACUUAAACGUGGCUUCGUCAACAAACGGAAAGGUCUCUUUGCCAGAAGAAGAAUGCUUCUGCUCACGACGGGUCCUCAUCUCUAUUACGUCGAUCCCGUCAACAUGGUACUCAAAGGUGAAAUCCCCUGGAGUCCGGAACUCAGGGUUGAACCGAAAAAUUUCAAGAUCUUCUUCGUCCAUACGCCUAACAGAACGUAUUAUCUGGAAGAACCCGAAGGUUUUGCUCUGGAGUGGUGCCGAGCGAUCGAAGAAAUGCGGGUCCAUUGUUACGGGCUCAGAGAAAAGAUCGAGGGCUAAAGUGAAGAGAAAAACUUGAUGAUCGACGGAAGGAGGACUUUGCGAUGAAAGGGAAGAGCCGCUGAAAAAUAUUUUUCAAUAACCCCAUUAAAGUAAUUAAUCUUGUUGGCCAAAAAGGAAGAAAAAGUUCGCAAGUGCAAAAUCCAUGGACGCACUUGUCAAUUCGUUAGGAAAUACAAAAACACAAUAAUAUCUGUUUCUCACUUGGGUUAUUUAUGUAGAAAAUUCUGAUAUUAUUGUGUGAGAAAACAGAAGCAACUAUCGAAAUUAUUGUACAGUGUAUAGAUUAGCAAAAUGAUUAGAAAUCGGACGAUGGAAACAUUUAGCAAAAGUUAUUUAGAGGCGAUCCGUGACCAUUUACGUCCGGCAUUUGAUCCUGGAAUUAAUUUAAUUUGUUUAAGCCGAAUGAAGGCUACGGCCAAGUAUGACUCAAAGAUUCCACCCAUAGAAAUUUCGGCGUCAGUUGCUCGCCGGACCCGUUGUCACAAUUUUCAAAAAUCCGAGACAAACCAACAGAUUUGAUCUAUUAUGAAUUUUAUCAUCGACAAUUGUCAAACUACUUUCAAAAAGUCAGUUUUAUAUGAAACGGGAAAUCAUAGAACCUCGAGUAUCUCCUUCUCGAAACCGAUUAAACAAAUCUAAUAGAGAAACAUCGAUUACGUUUCUUUCAUUAGCGACAAAGGCUCCGGCGAGCUUGAAACUCACGACGUCAUUGCUUCUCUCUCAAUUAAGCUUGGAAUCGGAAUAAAAAUCAGUACGAUGCAUUUUUUUCUGUCAAAACAAGAGACAACGUAUUUAAAAUGAGGAAUGAAUAGAAAUACGGGAAAAUAAAACGAGACGCAAAAUGAUUUUAAUCCGUAACUUUUAGUGCUUUGGUUACGAGUCCGUGAUUGCUUUAGUUAGUCAAUAUAGUCAAAUUUGUUGGUAAUUUUGUUUUUCCUUAAUAUCAUUAUUAUCAUUAGUAUUAUAAUUAUUAUUAUCCUUAUUAUCAUUAGUAGGUCAUGAAUGUUAUAAGUAUCGAUCGAAAAAGAAAGAGAGAACAAAAAAUAGAAUGCAACGCUGAACAAAGCUUUUCGCAGCUUUAAACCACGUCGCCUGAAGGUCUGUGGACUCGAUUUUAUUCUGACUUUCGGGUUCACUUGCCCCUUUUUAUCUCUUCGUUCAAGUUUCUCGCGAAUCCUUAUCGUUUUGUUGUCUCGUUAUAUUUCGUCUUUCUUGUAAAUAGUAGCAUAUAAUAAUGAAGAGAAAAUAAAACGAAAGACAACGUCACGAGGGUUCGAAGAGCAGGCUUCGUUAACUAUCUAAUUAUUAAGGAUUAUGUGUAUAAGAAUUUAGUCGUUCGGCAGCAUUCUAUUUUUUUUUCUUCAUUUUUUUUCACUCUACUCGUAAGUGCAAAAAUUCCCCUUUUCUGCCUUGCAGAAGCGCUCGCGGAAUCGACCAAAAGCAAAUGAGGGGUGUAGAUCAAAAGUUUGUUUUUAAGUGUCGCGUAUCGCUAGUGUCAAUCUCGACGAAGGGGGGAAGCAAUUGUAGAUGAUAGUGAAGAUGGUGAUGCCGCGAGAAGGACUCGUAUGUUCGAGCACUUUGUGGCUCACUCCUAGGAAACAAUCCUCGCGAUUAUCCGCGUGUUUUGUGCGUAACUAUGGGUGUGGGUAUGUGUGUGUGUAUAUGUUUAUCUCCGAUUUCGAGCAAUUAAUAAGCGAGUUCCUCAAAUUUAUUGCGUACACGAUUUAGCGCCUUGUCAGUUAUAUUAAUCGUUUUUAUUUAAUAAUCGUUAUUUAUUCCAUCAUCGAUAAUCGCGGAUUAGUUUAUUACCAUCAUAUUCAACUCUUAGGAUAAUUUAAUGUUAAUUAGUAUGUAAAAUUGAGACAAAUGUUUGUUUUUUUCUUCGUUUAGAAUACUAUGCCUAAGUCAGAUAAAACCUCGAACUUAUUUAAAUGUGGGGGGGGGGGGGGGAAUUAAAAACAUUCAAUUUUAGCAGCCGCCUUAGAACAUGCAAACUUCUGUUUACGUUUUUUCUUUUCAAUUCUUUUUAUGUUUGUUUCUUUUUGUUUAUUUAUUCAUCGACGAGGUUCGGCCUUGUCAUUUUUGUCACUAAUUUAUUAUGUUCCGUAUGUCCCCACAUCGGUGUGCGUGCCUAAUUCUGUUUGUGUGUGUGUGUGUGUGUGUGUAAGUGAGUGCAUGUGACAAAGGGAAUUUCAAUAUAAUUUAUUAUUAAUUAUAAAAUAAGCAUCAAAAAGAAAAAUAUUCCUCGCGCACCGUUCAAAUAGCACUCGAUUACUAUUCACUCUAUUCUAGUUACUCGAAAGCUACUAUUGCUAUUGCUACAACUUAGCAUCUAUAUUGCUAUUCAAUAUUGACUUAUCAUUGCUAAGCUAUUGUUGAUGUGACAGGGAUUUAAGAAAAAGGAAACAAACUUCACUGCGUCUUUUCUAAAGCUGCACGACUCUUGACUGUAAUUCAUCUCAAGCCACUAUUCUACUUUCACUCUUUUUUCACUAAUAACUGUCGCGCCUACCCUUCAGAAGUUACUACAUUAUUCAUUUAACGAUACGGAAUUUAAGAGACCCAUUGGAAUAUUGAGAAAAAAAAUGAGGAGAAACGCUCACUUUGUACAUAGUUUUCCGGUCAUUGGUAUUUGAACGAUCUAGCGUCGAGCUGCCAAACUUUGUAAUCUACACGCUUAUUAGACACACGAAUACUUAAAAACAUAUGCGUGCGAGAGUGCACAUAUUGAGACAUUGAAAGUGAAUAUUGAAAAAAAAAAAAAUGUAUAUAAAUAUUUGUUAUGAAUAAGCAGCGAGUAGAGCUCGAUCUAUUGAAACAAGAGAGACAGGAAUUGAAAGUCGUUGACAGGAGCAUUGUAACGUAACUUCUUUCAUCGUUCACCAUAAAAUACGUAUACAGGGUAUCGAUGCGAAUUGUCGAUUAAGUUGAUGCAGUCGUUUUUUUUCGCUCCCGAGUGGCAAACACCGCGCCACCAUUGUGAGAAUUGUGUUUGUUCGAAAAAAUCGUCUUCCCUCUUCCGUGAGGUUAGUCGAUUGUUCCCGGUUGCCCAGUGGCUUUACCAAAAUGACCGCUUUUGGCGGGCCACGAACGGUACGGGCGGACGACGGCAGUCUCCGAAAAUUUCGAGAGCGCUAUAUAAACGUCAAUCGACCGAUGUGUUGACAGUUCGUUCGUUUGAAUUAUAUUCAAUAGUGAGAAUCGAAUGGACGAGAAAGAUAACGUUAUGAAAAUGUUGACAACUGUUAUUAUUCUUUCAUUAUUCACAGACACACGCAUAUACACAUUGAAAAAAGCACUCAAUUCUGUUUUCUGUUUGUCGAUUUCGCGCUCAAAACAUAUCGUCGUUACUGUAUAUAGGUUAAUCGAAACUUCGCUGGGUCUACGUUUUAGGCAGACUUGAGCGAACUUUUGAUCAACACAGUCACGUACGUGUUCCCUUUGGGUGUGUAGCUUUUCACAUUUUUUUUUCUCAAUUUUUCAUCAUGCUCGUAUUUUCGAACGACGUUCACGCUUCAGAAAGAUCCUUAUGGUAACGAAAAACGAGUCUCUAUUAUCAUUGUUAUUUCCCAUGUGUGGUCGGCCUUUCAACGUGUUCGAAUAUUCGAUGUACAUUCAAUAUAUAAAUUUGUAUUGUAUACAGAACGCAUUGGUAAUGUCAAAUACUAGCCGAAAGUAAGUGCAGGAAUAUAUGAUAGUUAAACUAAAGAGAGAAAAUGCAAACAAAGUGUAAGAUUAUUUUUAAGCGAAUGCCAGAGUUGGAUGUUUCAAAGAUUUUUUUUGUUUUUGUUUUUGCCUAUUAUUAUAUAUAUCGAGCAUGACUUAUGGGUGCCCGAGUCCCAAAGUUGAAAAAUAAAAAAAUAAAAAGCAAAUGAACAAAAUUCCUAAUUGUCGCUUCGACGCAAAAUGGAUGCUUCAACUAUUGAUCACAGUAUUACUAAAUGUACGUAGACACUUAAAAAAUGGAACAGCAACGACAAAUGAAACGCCCAUACACUAAAUUAAACACGAAUGCGAAAAAAUGAAAAUCAUUAUGAUAAAUAUAAUCUGUAUAAUCGUAAGAGACUCCAUUCAUGGAAAAGAUGGUUUUUAAUUAAACAACCUCACCCGGCUCUCUUUACAGCGCUAUGUAAUAAUAGAAAUAGGAAGAGAAUUUCAUGUACAGCAAACCGAAAAAUAUCCACUGUAUGCUAUUCUUGCGAAAGAAUUUCUUCGAUGGAUAAGACUCUGUAAAUAGUAGUUAAUUAGUGCCAAGCGUUGCAAAUAAACAGCGCUAGUACCAUUAACAUCACAUUUAUUUAUAAGUAAAAUUUUCCGUAUACCGGAAAAACAAAAAA
Molecule: messenger RNA, 6934 nt
Organism: Venturia canescens
Lineage: Eukaryota; Metazoa; Arthropoda; Insecta; Hymenoptera; Ichneumonidae
Gene: Pdk1
Product: Phosphoinositide-dependent kinase 1
Exons: 4
Coding region: 777-2594 (605 amino acids)
Biological process (GO): intracellular signal transduction; peptidyl-serine phosphorylation
Molecular function (GO): ATP binding; protein serine/threonine kinase activity
Source: RefSeq, a predicted model, not a curated record